AUGUCAACCCCAACCCCAGACGACCCAACACCACCACCACCACCAACAACCACAACCACAACUUCCACCACAUCGCAACAACAACAACAACAACCCCGCCUCCCCGUCCAAACCCACCACUGCCGCUUCUGCAACCACCUCCUCCUCGCAACGACCCGCUCAAUCCCAUCCCUACCGCGACGCAAAGACCCCGCAAAAGACGGGGCGAUAAUCCUCCCUCUUCCGCGCGAUCACAGCACCACCGACGACGGCGAAGAAACCAAUUCCACUUCACAACCUUCCAAGAAACAAAAACACUACACGAUUCUUCUCUCCACCACUAUCCCCGAUCGAAAACAUACCCUCGUGCGCAGGGAAGAUGGGUUCGAGAAGAGGUUGCUCCUACGGUGUGGACGGUGUAGAGUGGUGAUGGGGUAUUUCUUGGAUGAGGUGCAUUUUGGGGGGGUGAGUUCUGCUGCUGCUGAAGAGGAUGGGGAGGGGGAGGGGGAGAAGGCGAGAGAGGUGGUGUAUCUGCUGCCUGGGGCUUUGGUGGAGACGGGGGUUAUGAUGCGGGAUGAGGAGUUGGAGAAGGUGGUCAAGGGGUUGGAUAGGGAGUGGGUGGGGUGGUUGGAGGGAUAA
Aspergillus luchuensis is the source of this 618-nucleotide messenger RNA. RefSeq lists its product as uncharacterized. The transcript has a single exon. The record is from RefSeq and is a predicted model, not a curated record. NCBI's taxonomy places the organism in Eukaryota, Fungi, Ascomycota, Eurotiomycetes, Eurotiales, Aspergillaceae. The coding region runs from base 1 to 618 and encodes 205 amino acids.